This is a messenger RNA of Linum trigynum, 4504 nucleotides long. NCBI's taxonomy places the organism in Eukaryota, Viridiplantae, Streptophyta, Magnoliopsida, Malpighiales, Linaceae. The record is from the annotation of a GenBank genome assembly.
UCCCUAUUUCUAGACCAAAACCGCAUUUUGGCCAAGCGGUUUUAGGUCUGACCUACAGAAACCGUUUGGCCGAGGUGCGGUUUUGGCCUGACCUAUUAAAACCACAUCAUGAAGGUGCGGUUUGUUUCUCCCAAACAAAACCGCACCCUCAUGGUGCGAUUUUGCCAUACAAACCGCAGCUUGGAGGUGCGGUUUUGGUCAAUCAAUUUCCGACAUACCAUGCAAACGUAACAGACGUGGGUCUGCAUGGGCCUACAUGGCAGACGAAAACCGCACCUCUAAGGUGCGGUUUUCAUCAGUAAUUUUGCCUAUAAAAGGCCUCCCGGACAACCACUUCUCUUCACACCUCUCCUUCUCCUUUUUCAAUUUUCUGUUGUAGCUCUAUAUUUCUUUAGUAGUUUUGCGAUUAACAUUAACUCGUAAAUUUAUUUAGUAUUACUUUUUAUUGUUAUUUUUUAUUUUUGAUUGCUAUGAUAUUAACUGAACUACGGUUUUAUCGCAGAUGGCAUUCCAAAAGUUCACGCUUGGCUUACGGUGGAAUGGUUACACGGAAGAGACCGGAAAGGGGGUCACCUACGUAGGUGACAAUUUUCAGAAGAUAAAGGUCGCUACCAGACCGCUGCUUGAAGACCUCCAUCAAAUGUGCACUAACGUUACUUGAAUGGAUGGCACGAGAAGAGUUGAUCGUAUGGUGUACCGAUAUCCAAACAGAGAAAGUGGGUCAUUGUGGCAUGAGGAAUAUCUCAUAACCACUCAGGAUGAGGUAGAUGUCAUGCUCGAAUUCAUGAGGUCCAACAAUCUUUCCAAAGCCGAGAUGUUCGUUUACACCGAGCCGGUCGUAGGCGUUGGAGGUCAUUCUGGACACGGUCAAACAUCUGGUAUCCAUGGUGGAGGUGAAUUAUAUGGCGAUCAUCCCUACCAAAGUUACCAUGAUCCUCAGAAAUGUUUUGAGGAAAAAACCUACGAAAUGUUUUCUAAUGGCAGAUCGGACUUAGCCUCAACCAACAGACCACUAUUUCCUAGACUUUUGGGAGGGGAGGGUUUAGAGAGAUAAAUUGUAGAGAGAGAAGGAAGAAUGGGUUGUGGUGUGAAGAAAUGAGAGGGGAAGGGGGGGUAUUUAUACCCAUCAGACCGCACCCUCCAGGGGAGGUAGGGUAAUUUUGCCCGAUGCGUUUUGCGCUUCCCUAGGUUGACCGCAUCUCGGGCGUGCGAUCCAUGAUCCGUGGCACGGAUCGCUCUGCUGGCAAGCGUUCAGCCGCCCGAUCGUCCCUCCAUCCAACUGUCUUGAAGACCGUUCCGCAGCAGCAUUAAAUCGCACCGCCCUAGUGCGUUUCGUAAGUUGGAACGCACCCCUAUGGUGCGUUCCAAAAAAUUGGUGCUAUUUCUGUCAAUUUUUUCAUAUGGGUGCUAGUUUUGUAAUUUUUUUAAAGGUGCUAUUAUUGGAAAAAUCCUUGCUCCUAGCUCCUCAUUUUCCCCGUUUCAUGCAAUCGAAGUGACACGAGUCCCUAGAUUCUCAGCCAGACCCCACUCCACUCACGCCAUGAAACUCCCCGCCUAGGGCCCUACCUGUGGCCUGCCCCAUUCUUUCUGCUGCCUACUCUGUUCUGCUCUAUGGCUGUAACUUUUUGAGCUUUUGGGUCUAUGUGUCAUAACUACUCAGCAGCAUCACUCAAAUUGAGAUUUGAGAGAGGACCGAGUUUACUGAGUGACUGUGUGAGUUCAUCUCGCAUCUCCAGCUUCACCAACCAUUUCCAUCUCAUUGAUUUCGAUACCCCUUUUUCUCAAAAGUGUUGAUUCUCUCAUAAUCGGCACUUUCUGGGUUGCUACUUAAGCCCUUACAGGUAGAAACGUUCUCCCCCCCCCCCCCCCCCCCCCCCCCCCCCCACCCCCCCCCCCCCCCAGUUUUGACCGUUUUUCAAUGUGGGUUGGGGAAAGAUGGAGGCUUUAUUGCAUAAAGCUUCGAGCGCACUUAUGGUUUCUGCUUCUGAGGGGAAAUGAUGAAGUGGGUUGAUGUUGAAGGUGGGAAAUGGAUUGUAUUUCUAUCUGGACAUUUGUGGCUGGCUUUUUGGGCUACUUUGAGUCUGUAGCUUUUGGUGGGUGCCUGUAUUGGGACUUGCAUUAUUUUGCCAUUUGAAGCUAAGUCUGUCCCACUAACUGGUUUUUUGGUAGUGAAUGUAGCAUUUUUUUUCCUGAAGAUGCUGAUACGAUGAUGACCUCUAUGUUUAUGCCAGCCAUGUUUGGAUUGCUUACUUUGGGAAACAGAUUGUGGGUUAUUUUGGAGUAAAAUCUGAAGUUGAAUGAGUCAUAUCUCUGAACUUUUACAAAAACAGCAAAGGGGAAACAGUGAGGGAAAGAAAAAAAGAAAGGUAAAAAAAAAAAAGAGGGGUUUGAGUUGGAUUUCUCUCUUGGGAGUAAUGAAAGUUGCUCUUCUGUUUUUAGUUUUUUCCCCAUUUUUAACUGUUCCAUGGAUCUCCAGCGGGAAAGGGUCAUGCCCAAUAAGGAUUCCUUUUUUAUCUGAUUUUGAUGUUUUUACUCUUUUCUUCUGUAUAUAUGGUUUGGAUUCUUUGUCAUGGUUGUUUUUGAAAUGAGAGGGUUAGCUUUGUUGUUUCAAAAACCUGAAUGAGUCAAUGCUUUUCCAUGAAACAGGGUGGUCAACAACAUUGGGUGACCUAAUUAGGCUGAUCUGGAAGCAUUUUCAGCAGUAAAAGGGCUUUCUUCUAUAUUAAGAGAACCAUAUAACAGUCUGAAUUGGUAAUCCUAGUCGCAGGCUAUGAAGAGAAGGCGCGUGCACGAAUCAAGGCACGUGUUCCAUGAAUCGCCAUUUGAGGCCUACUGCUGUGGCUCGUGUCGAGGUGUGAGGCAGAUUGAGAUUAGGGAUGGGGAUAUGAUCACACAUUAUGGAGACAAUCACCCGGGAGUUGAGGAUAAAGGUCUAUUGCCAAACCUUCAAGAAGAAAGUCCAGCGGGAGAAACUAGAAAUUAGGUAUGUCCAUAUCUGUCUAAGCUAUUAUUGCACAUUGAACUUCAUUUGGCAUGUCAUUUUAGAGUUAGAAAGUAUGCAUUUCUUAAUACCGACUUAACUUUAAUGCAUAUGGUUCAGCAUAUACAUAGAGUUGACUUGCAAGGAACCGUCAUUUUAAGUCUGCUUUUUCCCUUUCCAUUCUCUUACUGAUAGGUGUUGGUAGAUGCUAAAAUAAAAUCUAUAGAGAGGAAGCCACAUCAAGAGUCUCAUUGUUCAUGCAAAUUCUCUGUCAAGCUCUAUGCAAACCAAGGUGUUAUCGGUUUGGAGAAAGCAACACUUAGCAAAGAAACUGAUGAAGUUGGAAUCGACAAGAUCUCCGUCCUUCAAAAGCUCGAUAAUAGUCCUUGAGAUGUUCGAUUCUAUCGUUGGGAUUACUAGGAAGACUGUGUUGUAUCACAAAGACCUAAACUUUUUUUGGGAAGUUCUCACAUGAGCUCUCAUGGCUACUUGCAACAUCUGUUCUCAAGCAAAUUGCCUUUGUGGUGAGGUCAGUGCAAAAUAAAGUAGCUUAUCCUCAAACGAAAGCCAACCCAUGGGCUUGAAGUUUGCACAGGCCCACCAUACCAUGUGCUUGAAAGACAACGGUUAAUAUUGGGGGUCGUGGAGAUUCGAACACAUGACCUUUUGGUUCGAGGCUCUGAUACCAUGUCAAGAACCAGUUGAUCCCAAUAACUCGAAUUGUUGGGAGAAGGUUUUGCUGGAUCUUAUACCACACUCUAACAAUUGGUGUUGGGAGAAGGUUUAUUUUCAGCAAUUGUAUUGUUGAGAGAGCCACAGCCCCACCGCCACGAGAUAACCCAUAUAACCAAACCGCUUCUACUGAUCUCUGGAGAAAUCUUUUCCCUUCUGCAUCCAUCGGCUCCGCUGUCUUGCAACACCCUGAGAUCUACACCGAUUGCCGCUCUCCUUGUUUCUGCGUCCUUCGCCGUUUCGCUAUCUUUUUGAAGGAGCCUUGCUGGAAGUGUUGCUGCAAUCUGCAGUUUGUGAAAGUUGAGAUUCUUUUAUGUCCAUACAGGCCAUUUUCAUCUUGGGAACGAUUGGAUUGCUAGGUAAUCGUUGCCUGCUCUCACGGGAAAAGGAGCAACAUGAACACUCAGAGCUUCAUGGUUGCUUCUGGAUGCAACCUUUUGUGACAGAAAAAGUGAAGUCUUUUCUUGCUGAAAGUUCUUUGGCAGGCAAUAUCAGCUCUUCAUACCCUCUGCAAUCCAUCCUUUACCCUCAGCUAUUAUAAGCAUCUCAUCUUUGAUUUACUCUUAAUCAAGACAAGAUGGCGUUGCAGAACAUUGUGCUUCAAACAGUGACGAUGCCUUCUACAGGUAUAAGAUGCCUAGAAUGGUUACCAAGAUUGAGGGCAGAGGAAAUGGCAUCAAGACUAAUAUAGUCAACAUGGUUGACAUUGCAAAGGCUUUGGCUCGGCCUGCUUCUUAUACUACCAAGUACUUUGGUUGUGAGCUUGGUGCUCAAUCAAAAUUUGAUGAGAAA